UACUAUCAUCAGGAGGCGAGUUGUAUUCGCAGACGUCUUCUCAUCGGGUUUCUUCCUCUUCGGCCGAAAGCCACCCAAUUGAUCAUCUCGGCUCGGAUUACUGAGAAGCAAUGUCGGAAAAGGGGGGGAAAGGGUUCAAAUCUUCUCUCAAGUCCACUCCUUCCAAACAUGGAUCGUCAGGAGGGAAGGACGACAAUGCCAAGAGGGGAAAGAAAGUUCAGUUUGAACCCAAAGGCUCAACCGAACCUAGAUAUAAGGUUCUCAAUGGAUCCGAUGACCAUUUUCGGAGAUUUGCUGCUAAUGGUGGAAAGGUGGACAAAGGUGGAAAGGCUGGCAAAACGUCUCUGCCACUCGAGCUCAAAGCCGACAAGGAGCUCCCAGAGAAUGCCAAGUGCUUGAUGGACUGUGAAGCUGCUCAAAUAUUAGAAGGCAUCCAGGACCAGAUGGUCGUGUUAUCCGAAGAUCCCACUAUUAAAAUACCUGUAUCAUUCGACAGAGGAUUGCAGUAUGCUAAAAAUGGUAGCUAUUACACAAACCCUUUGUCCGUCAGACCCCUCCUUGACAGGUGUCUGAAAAAGCAUGGUGUCUCUGAUGGUGAGAUGUGUGUGAUUGCAAAUGUCUGUCCGGAGAGUAUGGAUGAAGUGUUUGCUCUUGUUCCAUCAUUGAAGGGUAAAAGAGACUUGAUUAGCCAACCCCUACAAGAUGCAUUAACAGAGCUAUGGAAGCUUAAAAGAUCAAGAUGAGGGAGGCAUAUCCGUCUUCUUACUGCUGAGUGCGGUCGUUAUCAAUGUUAGGUGCCGACCUGAAUAUUUCAUUAUCAAUGUUGCUCUGUAUAGCUUAAGUUCUAAAGCAAAUUAGUGCGGUGGAUGACAAAAUCUCGUGCCUUUGACUUCAAUUUUCUCUCUGAAAUAUGAAUCGGAAAGGGUAAUUGCAAAUA
Messenger RNA from Tarenaya hassleriana, 937 nucleotides. Its product is annotated as DNA-directed RNA polymerases IV and V subunit 4. The coding region runs from base 111 to 743 and encodes 210 amino acids. The transcript is spliced from 10 exons. The record is from RefSeq and is a predicted model, not a curated record. Lineage: Eukaryota; Viridiplantae; Streptophyta; Magnoliopsida; Brassicales; Cleomaceae. Gene Ontology annotation, biological process: DNA-templated transcription initiation. Gene Ontology annotation, cellular component: RNA polymerase complex. Gene Ontology annotation, molecular function: nucleotide binding.